AUGGACUACGCAGCCCGCGAACCACUGCAGUUCGAGCGACCACGAUCGGCCUUCCGAGAGUUCAUCCGAGACGACAUUCACGAGCCCGAACACCCUCCUCCACCACCUUCCAGAACCUCCGGCGCGACGCAACGACCUGGCUCUUUCAGCUCCCAACCUACAUUUUUGUCUACCACUUUUCAAUCUUCGCAAGAGCUGCAGAACCCAGCGCUGUCAACGCUUGCAGCAUUGGCAGCGAAUGCGCAGGCGGCGCCUACAACCGAAGGAAGAGCUGGCAGGAUCUCCCAGGGAAACGCCAGGCUCAAGCCUUCAUGUUCGUUGGAGCACUUGAAGCUUUGA
Saxophila tyrrhenica is the source of this 339-nucleotide messenger RNA. RefSeq lists its product as uncharacterized. The record is from RefSeq and is a predicted model, not a curated record. Bases 1 to 339 code for a protein of 112 amino acids. The transcript has 2 exons. NCBI's taxonomy places the organism in Eukaryota, Fungi, Ascomycota, Dothideomycetes, Mycosphaerellales, Extremaceae.